AUGGGUGCCACCACCCAGUUGACUCCAGCUGCUGCAGCUGCUGCCCGUGAAAAUGCCUAUAUCCUGGGACUUUCAAGGGACAGACGUAGUCCAGCGUCUGCCUCCUCUCCGGCGCCAACCCCCAAGAACAUCACCUUUCCAGCACCCACCGACAAAUACCUCCUGGAGACCAACUCCAGGGCUUCUGGGAGCCGAGGAGGGACAGGAAGAGGACCGUCGCAGACGGUCUUAGCGUCCCGGGAUACGCGUCCCCGCCAGGGCACCGAGUUUGGUGCCGCCUCGGAUUCUAGUGCUCGGGUGACCACCACCGCCGGCGCACUCACCCCGCGUGUCUCGAACAACCCACCUGGAAGCUGGAACCCCAUAAUGGUGGCCCAAGGUAUUCUCUGGAUCCUGCUUGGCUUGCUAUUGUGUCCGGAGCCUGGGACAGCCUCCUAUCCGCUACUCAUGGACUUCGUCAUCCAGGCCCUGGGUGAGUUUGAACAGAAGGCACCGGCAACUGAAGCCAGACCUAAAGCCUCAGCGUGGCUGCUGUCAGCCCAGGACACUAGCCCCAGUGACCUUUUCCAUAGCUUCCUGCUAGAGGGGCAAGGCCUCAAGGACAUCAAACUGGAUCCCCUCUUACUGAGCCCAGAACUUCAAGAUCUAAUGGAGAAAGUAGCUCAGCAUGGUGUACGGGAUGGGCAGGAGUAUGGGGUAGUGCUAGCACCGGAUGGCUCAACUGUGGCUGUGCAACCGCUGCUGGCUGGACUGCAGGCGGGGCUGCUAGGGCGCAGGGUGGUGAACUUGCCCUUGAAUAACACUGCCCCACCUGGAAAUACAGGAAACACCUUUCCAAAUAUUAGAGUUACCGUUUCAGAGGUAAGAGCCACUUCUCCAGAAUUCAAAGUUAUCUCUCCAGAUGUGGAAGCCACCUCACCAGAUACCAAAGCCACGUUGCCCACCAGUGUGGACAGCCUCUUAGCCGUCACUCUGGCCAGAGACCUGGGCCUCACCUUUCUUCAGGACCUCCAGACCCAGAACCAUCCUGUUCUGGGAACUGAGGGCUGUUGGGACAAGUUGAAUGCUCCCCAGACCUUCACCCUCUUGGACCGCAAAGCCUCGCCACUCACCACGGCCUUCCUUAAUGGUGCCCUGGAUGGGGCCCUCUUGGGAGACUACCUGAGUCAGACCCCUGAACCCAAGCCACCCCUCAGCCUCCUGCUGAGCCAAUACUAUGGUGCUGGUGUGGCUGGAGAGCCAGAGCUCCGAAGCAACUUCCGACGGCAGAAUGGGGCUGUCCUGACCUCAGCCCCCACCUUGACCCAGGAGAUAUGGGGGACCCUCCUACUGCUGCAGAGACUGGAGUCCGCACACCCCCAGCUGCAUGGAAUGAGCGGAGAUCAGCUGGCUCAAGUGGCCAGCCAUGCCACCAAAGAGUUCACCGAGGUUUUCCUGGAAUGCCCCGCCAUCCACCCUCGCUGCCGCUGGAAUCCAGAGCCCUAUGUGGGACAACCGACGCCGCUGAAGCUGCCACUCGGCUUCUUGUAUGUGCAUCACACGUAUAUACCCAAGUUGCCCUGCACCGAUUUCGUUCACUGCUCUGACAACAUGCGCUCCAUGCAGCGCUUCCACCAGAAAACCAGGGGCUGGGAUGACAUCGGCUAUAGUUUCGUGGUGGGCUCCGACGGCUACGUGUAUGAGGGCCGCGGCUGGCACCGCGUGGGCGCACACACGCGCGGCUACAAUUCCCGAGGCUUCGGAGUGGCCUUCGUGGGUAACUACACGGCAGAGCUGCCCACCGAGGCGGCGCUCCGAACUGUGCGCGAAGAGCUCCCGCGAUGCGCCAUGCGCGCCGGUUAUCUGCGACCCGACUACAAGGUGCUUGGCCACCGCCAGCUUGUGAGCACCUCUUGCCCAGGCGACGCGCUCUUCAACCUGCUACGCACUUGGCCACGCUUCACUGAUGUGAAGUCAAGAACUGUUAGGAGGACCUCUUGGAGGUCCAGGAAGGAGCCACCCCUAAUCUUACCAGCUGAAGAUUCCCAAUAA
This is a messenger RNA of Chrysochloris asiatica (Cape golden mole), 2031 nucleotides long. RefSeq names its product peptidoglycan recognition protein 2 (gene PGLYRP2). The record is from RefSeq and is a predicted model, not a curated record. Gene Ontology annotation, biological process: detection of bacterium; defense response to Gram-positive bacterium; peptidoglycan catabolic process. The coding region runs from base 1 to 2031 and encodes 676 amino acids. The transcript is spliced from 8 exons. Lineage: Eukaryota; Metazoa; Chordata; Mammalia; Afrosoricida; Chrysochloridae. Gene Ontology annotation, molecular function: peptidoglycan immune receptor activity; peptidoglycan binding; N-acetylmuramoyl-L-alanine amidase activity.